GAAUGGGUUUAGCACACUGAUUUUGAGCAAGUAUCCGUAUCGUGUGUGGCCCUGUCCUGCCUCGACCUCAAUCACACACCACACACUUUCUCUCUCCCUAUUCCCUAGCCCCUCCCUUGGUUACCACUGACCGCUGGCGACUGACCGAUAACUGAACCCCUGCUCUCCACCCCUCACACCGGUCUCCAUCCAAACUUGAGCUGUCACAAAACGCGGGGUCUAAACUCACAUCGCCCCCAUGUCCGCAGCACUUCCGAAGUCGAACCGCGCAGUCGUGUGGACCGGGGUGCGGAGGCUGGAAAUCCAGCAGCGGCCCAUCGUGGAGCCCGGGGAAGGCGAGGUGCUGGUCGAGAUCGUGGCCACGGGAAUCUGCGGCUCCGACUGCCACAACUGGGAGAGCGCCAGCGUCUCCCGCCAGCUGGUCCUGGGUCACGAGUCGUCCGGCGUGAUCAUCCAGGUUGGGCGUAACGUGACGGACCGGGCCGUCGGACAGCGCGUUGCCGUCGAGCCGGGAUUCGCUUGCAUGGAAUGCGAGUUCUGCCUUCGCGGCAACCCCAACACGUGCGCCAACCUCCGGUACUGCGGCCUCGACCCAACCGACGGCACCCUCUGCCAGUACUUCACCUGCCGGGCGUCCAUGACGGUGCCGAUCCCCGACAGCGUGUCGUGGGAGGAGGCCGGCGCCAUCCAGCCCCUGGCCAUUGCAGUCCAGCUGGGGCGACGGGCGGCGCUAAACGCGCAUCAGACCUUGGCCAUCUUCGGCUGCGGGCCCCUCGGCCUGCUCGUCCUGGCGGUGGCCCGGGCGUACGGCGUCGAGAAGGUGGUCAUGUUCGACGUCGAGGAGUCGCGCGCCAAGUUCGCCAAAGAGUACGGCGCCGACGCCGCCAUCGUGACACCCGCGGCCCCGCCGGCGUCGGUGUCGGGAGACACGAACGCGACGUUUUCGUUCGCGCAGGAGUACGCGGCGCGCAUCAUCGCCGAACACGACGUCGGAAACGGCUUCGACGUCGCGGUCGAGGCCAGCGGCGCCGAGAUAUGCGCCCAGAUGGCAGUGUGCGUGCUCAAGGCCGGGGGCACCUGUAUCCAGGCUGGUCUGGGCAAGCCCCUGACAGCGGUCCCGCUGUUCCUGCUCACUGCCAAGGAGUUGACCAUCAAAGGAACGGUCCGAUUCACCCCCGGCUGUUUCGCCGAUGCCAUCAGCCUCCUGUCCCGGAAGCUGGUCGACCUAAAGCCACUGAUUACGUCCACGUACCCUCUCACGGAGGCGGCCAAGGCGUUCGAGGCGCAGCACGCGAGGAAGGAUAUCAAGAUUGUUAUCAUGAACCAAAAGUGACGGGGAGUUUCGGUUCACGGUGCUUGUUGUAUGUACAUACACACCUACAUAAGCGCGUAAGAAUCCCACCAGGGCAAACAAGUAUCUCCCCUAACAAGAUAUAACACUUGCUACUAUAUAAAGAGAAGCGUGGAAGAAAUAUGCAGAACUGAAAAGGCAGAUGAGGAAAAAGGUUGGAAAAAGGGGGGGGCCUGUCCACUGGUGAAACCGC
Molecule: messenger RNA, 1544 nt
Organism: Phialemonium atrogriseum
Lineage: Eukaryota; Fungi; Ascomycota; Sordariomycetes; Cephalothecales; Cephalothecaceae
Product: alcohol dehydrogenase GroES-like domain-containing protein
Exons: 5
Coding region: 239-1333 (364 amino acids)
Biological process (GO): D-sorbitol catabolic process
Molecular function (GO): L-iditol 2-dehydrogenase (NAD+) activity; zinc ion binding
Source: RefSeq, a predicted model, not a curated record